CAUAGUAGUAGUAGUCCCUCUACUGUAGUAUGCAUCACUGUUCUCAGUGAAAUCACAGUGUCAGCAGGGGCUUUAUUUUGAAACCAGAUACCGGAAGUUGUAUCAUUUUGUUUUUGAUGAAAUUGACACUUUUGGCUGAUUUUCAGCGGCUAUCCAUACAGGUGCGCCUGGAUGACAUUUGUGCGUAAUUUGCGGGCUGCAUGAAGUGCGUGUUUACCAUGUGAAUGUGAAUGUGAAUGCCAUGUGACGCUGUUUGGUGUUGCGGGCAGAGAUGCGCGUCUCCGGCGGAUCGGCUCCUCCGCUCCUCUCACACUGGGAACCGAGCAACUGGGGCAUGCAUUCACUUUAACACAGCCGACCAACAAGCUGCUGGAGGAGUCUGUGGGCUUACAGCACAUUCACGGGAUUAAAACGACGCUUUUUCUCUGCAAUAACACCGGAUCACUGGAGCUACAGGAGGUGGGUUUGAAGAGGAAGAUCUCAGUUUUUUAAGGAUAACAGGAAAACGUGCAAACCCCCAAAUGUGAAAAGGCAGGUGCGUGUCGAGAUUUGCACCUCGUUUUUUUUUUUUUUUUUUCUUUUGAUUUUCCUGUGAAAUGCAGCCUCUAUCUGACAGAUGUGUGGCACCACAACUGCUAGCCUACAGAGAGCAUCUCCUGUCUACCUGCUGAUGAUCUGCUGUGGUCGGCUGUGCAGAACUGAGACUGCCACAGCUGCAAAUCUCAUCAUCAGCAUCAACGUCUGCCACUUCAAACACGACAAGACACAGGAGGACAGAGGCUGAUCAAAGAGCCAGCAGUCACAAAGCACCUGUAGACGAUGACUCCGGCAGAGCUGCUCGCGUGAAAGCAGCAUGAGAUAAUUGAGGAGUGCCAUACUAACAGCUGAUUCAAGCUUCUUUUUUUUCCGUUUGGUGCUGAUGAAAAUGUUCCAGUGUGUCAGUUGACUGACAGGGUUGCAGUGCUGUUGUGUCUCUCUGGGACAUAGCCAGCAGCCGAAAGCUCAGACACCACGAAGGAGAUGGCUCGUCCAGGAUCGGGGUUGCUGGUGCCAGGCAACGGGAUGGGGUACCCACCUCAGAACCUGGCCAGGGUCGUGGUCUGGGAGUGGCUGAAUGAACACGGGCGCUGGAGGCCCUACACUGCAGCAGUUUGCCACCAUAUUGAGAACGUACUGAAGGGGGAUGCCCGAGGAACUGUAGUUCUGGGGCAGGUGGAUGCCCAGCUCACUGCUUACAUCAUCGACCUGCAGUCCAUGCACCAGUUUCGACAGGACACAGGCACCAUGAGACCAGUGCAGAGGAACUUCUACGAGCCGUCAUCCGCCCCGGGGAAAGGCGUGGUGUGGGAAUGGGAGAACGACAACGGCUCGUGGACGCCGUACGACAUGGAGAUCUGCGUGACCAUCCAGAACGCCUACGAGAAGCAGCACCCCUGGCUUGACCUGACCUCUCUGGGCUUCUGCUACCUCAUCGACUUCAACAGCAUGUGUCAGACCAAUCGGCAGAGCCAGCGCAAGCGACGCCUGCGGAGACGCAUGGACCUGGCCUAUCCGCUCAUCAUGGGUUCCAUCCCCAAGUCGCAGUCGUGGCCCGUUGGGGCCAGCUCCGGGCAGCCCUGCUCCUGCCAGCAGUGCAUCCUUGUCAACAGCACGAGAGCCGCCUCUAAUGCUAUCCUGGCCUCUCAGCGGCGCAAACAUUACGGAGGGACAGCGGGCAACCCAGGCGCUGCAGGAACCCUCGCUGUAGUGCGGCAGAGCAACACCUUCGCUGGAACCUCCCUCUGGUCGCCAACAUCCUCUUCCUCCGGCCCCAACAACAUCAACAUAAGUAUGGGCGGCGGGCAAGCCAAAGCUGAACAGGUGCAGUUGCCGCUGUCCUCUGCCAACUUCCCCUGUUCCCCCGUGAUGCCAUCUCUUUCAUCCGUCCACGGCCACCACGCUCUCACCAUCAACGGACAGAACAACCUGAACCGGCCGGGCACCCAGCGCAUUUCCAUGGGCACUGCCAGAGGAGCCAUCCCACCAGGAGUUCCUGCCCUCCCAGUAAAGAACCUGACUGGAUCUGGACCAGUCCACCCAGCACUAGCAGGUAUGACAGGUAUCCUGAUGUGCGCUGCAGGUCUGCCGGUUUGCCUGACUCGGGCCCCCAAGCCCAUACUGCACCCACCACCCAUCAACAAGAGCGACAUGAAGCCUGUGCCAGGGAUCAAUGGCAUGCGUCGCAAAACCAAGAAAAAGCACCUGAGGAGAGGCAAAAACCCAGAGGAUGUGGUGCGAAGAUACACAGAGAAGAUUAAAGUGGUGCCAGAUGAGGACUGUACCAUCUGCAUGGAGAGGCUGGUCAUGUCGUCAGGCUAUGAAGGCAUCCUGCAGCACAAAGGCAUCAAGCCAGAGCUGGUGGGCAAACUUGGCAAGUGUGGGCACAUGUACCAUCUGCUGUGCCUGGUGGCCAUGUACAACAAUGGCAAUAAGGAUGGCAGUCUUCAGUGUCCAACAUGCAAAACCAUCUAUGGGGAGAAAACAGGCACCCAGCCUCCUGGGAAGAUGGAGUACCACGUCAUCCCCCACUGCCUGCCCGGCUACUCAGACUCCAAGACCAUCCGCAUCGUCUACGACAUUCCUGCCGGGAUCCAGACCAAUGAGCACCCCAACCCCGGGAAGAAGUUCAGUGCGAGAGGAUUCCCCCGACACUGCUACCUCCCUGACAACGAGAAAGGCAGGAAGGUCCUGAAGCUGCUGAUCAUGGCCUGGGACCGACGCCUCAUCUUCACCAUCGGCACCUCCAGCACCACAGGCGAGUCGGACACGGUGGUGUGGAACGAGGUUCACCACAAAACGGAAUUCGGCUCCAACCUGACCGGCCACGGCUACCCCGACCCCAACUACCUGGACAACGUCCUGACAGAGCUGUCGGCCCAGGGAGUCGGCGAGGACAACCUGAAGGACUGACGGCCGGCUGAGCUGGUACACAGGAACACAACCCACCAUGUCCCGCCGUCUCCCAGAGAACAGGACGCUGCAUGACGGGCCAGCGAACUCUUUACCCCCCCACAAACAAAAGCACCCUGAUGAAGUGGUGGCACAAGAGCAACGGAAGCAAAAUAAAUGACGUGGUUACGGUCAAUAUUUUGAUUUGUAUAACCUAAGAUUCCCCCCCGCCCCCCGCUGUCUCUUGAUCCAUGCCUUGAGCAUGUUGUGUUCAUGCCAAAUUUUCUCAGAUGGUUGCAGAAUGUAAAGACGAGGGGAGAUUUCUGUCUUGGUAAAUGGCAUUUAACCCCUUUUUAGAUUCAAACUGAAGCUGUUCCUCUGCACUUGAUGAGGGGCCAAAACUAUACAAAGGCAUAUUUGUAGAUGCUGAACUCCAGAAUGCAUGGCCCAGACUAACGCUGCAUAAUGAAGGUUGGGCGAAUAUCUGUGAUCGGUUGAGGUGUCGAUAGUGUUGCUUGAUAUUGUGAAGAGAAAUUUAAGAGAAUUUCCGUCUUUUGAUUAAUCCAAAUUAAUCGAUUAUUUGCAUUCCCCUUUUUCUCUAAUAUUUAAUUAUUGUCCUGUAAGUGGUGAAACUUGGUUUUGUGAUUUGAAGGAGAGGAUUUGGGCUUUUUUUGGUGCACUGGACAUCUCUGACAUUUCCCACUUCUGAUACCUUAGCUCAGUUGUGGUAUAAAAUGGAAGUGUGUUCUGUAGUGCACCAAGUAGAUUCCAGAAAGAUAAAGGCUAUGAAAUAUUAGUGUUUGGUAAUAAACGUAUGUUGUAUGGUUAACCUUGUGGACUGUCUACGAGAGGGAACGUUGAAAUAGAUGAAGCGAGCAUCUUACCGGUCAGGUUGAUGCUUGUUACGAGGUGUUGCGACUUAACAGGCUGCGGUUGUGAAGCAGGAUUUGCUGUACGCUCCCAAGGUUAGACUCAUUUGUUUCGUUGACACACUGAUGACGCUGACCUCUGUGAAUAUAAAGCCUGCGUUCUUUUCUCCCUGUUGGAGGCAAACCCAGGCGUCGGCACGAUCCAUCAUCCUGACCAUAAAUGAGGUGCGAUUGCGUGCCCUGAGGCAGUAAUAUGCUGGCUUGAGGUCCUUGAGGGGGAAAAGCUGAACACGCUUCUCGCAGAUGGACGUUCAAACACCAACAGUUCUCCCUUGGAGAUCCAUCCUGCUCACCUGUUAUCCACAAGCCUCUUGUGAGCUUGUUUGCUGCUGGGCAGCGCACAGGGCUCCGCUGCUUGUAGCGAGCAGAGAACCAUCUCAUUCCCAGCGUGAGCUCACUCAGAGUUGCAAGGCCCGAUCCUGACAUAUGGCCUCGCCCCCCCACGUUCCUCCUCAGCAGCAGAGCGCUUCAUUCUAGGAACCUUGUUCGCUGGGAACUAUUUUUUCCUACGCUCUCUUCUCUCCCCCUCAGAUUUUAUGCCCGCGAGGUAAAGGCUUUUGAAGGUCCUUGGUGGAGAUCUUGUUUCUAUACUCUGAGAUGAAAGAUAACCCAGUGCUGCAUAAUUCUCCAUAAAUAUAUCUGAUCAAUUUUAAUGAGAGGGGGUGUUGAUGUAAGGUUUAUCGUGCGGGCGCCCAGCUGUGAGCUUAAUUUUGGAGUGAAUCAUAGUCUUCCAUAGCACUUUGAGGCAACGGUUUUGUUUAAUCAGUCGUUUAAUUUUUAGGAAAAAAUGUCUUAAACUGCAACGAAAUCUGUCUUUUUUUAAGUUGAUGUUUAUAAAACCGGCUUGCGAUGCUUUGAAAAAUAUAUAACAGAUGUGAUAUAUCUUUAAAUUCAAGCUCAAUUUGAGUCGAUGGUGUAAGUUUAAUUUAUUUUUAUACUCUUCUAUAUAGAGAAUAUAAAGAUACCGACUGGCCCACAUAUCUAUACGCAGGCACAUGUUAACAUGAAUACAUAAAAUCUGGCAAAGAUGAAUUUGUCAGUACGUCAGGGACUGUUGAAAUAUGUACGACAUGUUUUGGACGUCUUAUAUUACAAGUAGUCUUAGCGUAUGCUGCUGUCGUUACCUUAAUGUAGAAUCUGUGUAGUUGACCCCCCUGUGGGACUCCAAGAAAUACAGUAAAUGUGUCUUUAUUAUUGGUGGGGGAGCUUUAGCAGCAUGAAGAUGUCCGUUCCCCCCAAGAUGGGCCAUUUCUCUUUUUUCUACUUGUCCAGAACAUGAAGGGAUGCAGUCAGCAAUCUUUGUUCAGUCUGAAGGUGAAAACGACGCGCCUGGGUUCAAUAUUUCUGUGUUAAACUUUAACUGCACAGAGGUCUGUUUCAGAAAGCGGGAUUAGUAAAACGUCAGAUUUCGUUAAGCCUGAGAUGAGGUAAACUGUGGAUUUUCAGUUCCAGGAAGAGAGGUAACUCUGGGUCAGUUACCAUAGUAACUGACUGUGAACCUAACCUGCUCGCUGGCAGGUUUUCUUCAAUAAACCCUGAGUUUCUCUCCGUCUCCUCCCUCUAACAGAGACAUUCAUUCAGUCCGUAUCGAAGCGCAUUAAUUAGCGGAGGUUCACGUCGGAAUUUAAAGAUAUUAGUUUGUUACUCAAGUUGUCCUUCUUUUUGUCAACUUCAUUUUAUAACGUUGUGACUGAGACAGCUGUCAGUUUGUUAGAACAGUUCCACUAAAAUGUGUAAUCUCAGUUUAAAUACAAAAAAUCUGUAUGAAGUUAUGACCUGAGGAUCAAUGAGUAAUGAUCUCUAUCACUAAUGAUGUGACUGGUCGCACUGCUGGAACAUAAUUCCUAUAAUAUUGUAGAUUAUAUGUUAAUAUUUGUGGUGCAGCUGCAGAAUAGAGUUAGAAAGAGAGUUUUAAAUAGGCUGCGUAUAGUCUGAAUGUGUUUUAACAGCAUUUCAGUGGCUGUGUUUAAAUUGACUACAUUUGUUGAAGUAGCUGAAAUAAACUCACUGAAUGCUGUUGAGCCAAGAUCCAAAUAGAUGUCUACCAUUUAAAAUCAACCGUAUUUUAACCUUUAAAUCACCGAACACAUUAUUACUGGACCAGAUUGUGAGCUUAUGCCAUGUCUUUAUGUCUCUGAUUGAUAUAUUUUAGAUUUUUCAUCUUAAGUUGCUGGUUCCUGUGUUUUGUCCUCGUCAGAUUAAAGCUGAACAAAUCUAUUUAAAAUGUAAUGUAUGCUACAGUCUAAUACACAGUCAGAUUCCACCACUUUAUCUUCCAUUAAGGAAAUGGAAGUCUGAUAAAAGAUGAAUUAAUGGACAACACUGAAUACAGCAUUAUUAU
Molecule: messenger RNA, 6198 nt
Organism: Sebastes umbrosus (honeycomb rockfish)
Lineage: Eukaryota; Metazoa; Chordata; Actinopteri; Perciformes; Sebastidae
Gene: dtx1
Product: deltex 1, E3 ubiquitin ligase
Exons: 10
Coding region: 1021-2949 (642 amino acids)
Biological process (GO): protein ubiquitination; Notch signaling pathway
Cellular component (GO): nucleoplasm
Molecular function (GO): zinc ion binding; ubiquitin protein ligase activity
Source: RefSeq, a predicted model, not a curated record